AUGCCUUAUGCACAAGUUCAUUAUCCAUUUGAUGGAUGUCGAACGUUUAUGGAUACAUUUCCAGCUGAUUUUAUUGCUGAAAGUAUUGAUCAAAUACAUGGAUGGUUUUAUACAUUAUUAGUUACUUCAACAGCUUUAUUUGAUCAACCACCAUUUAAAAAUUUAAUUGUUAAUGGCAUUGUUUCAGUAAGUAAUGGAGAAAGAAUCGCAAAAAGAAAGAAAAAAUAUCCUGAUCCGAAAGAAAUUUUUGACAAACUUUAUUUAAUCAUAUCAUCUGUUGUACGUGGUGAAUCACUUAAAUUUAAAGAAGAAGGUAUUCAAGAUAUUCUUAAAGAUGUAUUUUUACCUUGGUAUAAUGCAUUAGAGUUACUUGUUCAAUCAUGUCAUCAAUUAAGUGUUGAUAAAAAAGUUAAUUUUAUUUAUGAUGAAAAACGUUUAUAUUCAUCCAUGUCACCUAAUACAAAUAUUAUGGAUACAUGGAUUGUUUCUUAUACACAAACAUUGUUAGAUUUUGUUAAACAAGAAAUGGACGCUUAUCGUUUAUAUACAGUGGUGCCUCGUCUUAAUAAAUAUAUUGAUAUAUUAAUUAAUUGGUAUGUCAAAUUGAACAAGAAACAUUUUAAGUAUUCAUUACCAGAAUUUGUUGUUAUUCAUAAAGAUGAAUCUAUUUUAAAAGGUAUCGAAUCAUUAGAAAAUUUUGUUCGAGAAAGUUUAAAUGUAUGUAAAGUAACAUUAUCUCAAGAUCAUGAACUUUAUGGUGUCGAACUGCAUACUGAACCAAAUUAUCCAAUAUUAGGCAAAAAAGUUGGUGUUAAAUCGAUCGCUGAAAAAAUUCGUCAAAUGACUGAUACAAAUAUUGAAAAAUUAUUGUCAAAAAGUGAAAGUAAAUGUCCAUUAAUAAUAAUUGAUGAUGUACCAAUUGAAUCUGAAGAUGUUCAUAUUUUUUAUUGUUUUGUUGUUUUACUUGAUCAUACAGCGGAUGCGGCAUUAAAAGAUGAAGGUCGUAUUCAAAAACUUUGA
Messenger RNA from Rotaria sordida, 1020 nucleotides. The record is from the annotation of a GenBank genome assembly. Lineage: Eukaryota; Metazoa; Rotifera; Eurotatoria; Philodinida; Philodinidae.